Molecule: messenger RNA, 1317 nt
Organism: Plenodomus lingam JN3
Lineage: Eukaryota; Fungi; Ascomycota; Dothideomycetes; Pleosporales; Leptosphaeriaceae
Source: RefSeq, a predicted model, not a curated record
AUGGUUGAAGAAUUCCUUGACCCUCAGCCGUCACCUCUUCCGCAGCUACAACAGCAACAACGACCUUUCCGAGAGUCUUGUCAAAAUUGUGCAGACUCUAAGGUUCGAUGCAGUAAAAACAAACCUACUUGUGCACGUUGUGCCCGUCGAGGAACGCCGUGUGUCUAUCAACAAUCCAGGCGUGCUGGAAGAAAGGUCACGUCUAACGUACACGCCAAACAAACUCGUCGUGCUGCUACCGAAACCCUCAAUGAGAACCCCCCCGCGGACACAUGGGCGGGCAAUGUCGACAAUAAUAGUUCACUGCGAUCUUCGCCAGGAUCCGAGACCAUCUCAACUGUUGUCAUUUCCCAAGGAGCCUCCACUGACAGCCAAGCACUUUCGGAGAGCUCAUCAGCCUUGGGCUCUGUUCCUGAUCGUUCUGGCCCAACAGAGUGGUCUUCCAAUGAGCUCUUCAAAGCCCUUUGCACUGAGUCGGCCCCGCUCUUAUGUGGAGAUGAUCUUGGUUCUGUUCCACACAUCGCACAAGACUCGUUUACUUUGGACGAUCAAUUUUGGGCUCUGGGUAAUGCAAGUGACGGGACGAUCUUCGAUGAUCCAACGCUAGCGUUUCUCGGCUUGCCAUCCCCAAGGCCUGAAGCUGCAGAAAAUAGCCUAGUGGCUGCUUACCGCUUUGGAGAAACAACUUCGUCCAUCUCAACUUGUAGCGAUGGCUGUCCCGCAGUCAUUUCUCGGUUAUUAUCAGAGUUGUUCGUAUCCUGUGGCACAACAUGCGAACGCAACCAGACGCAAAGCGCAGAGCAUCAAAGCCAAUCUUUGGUUGAUAUCAUUGCUAGGAAUAAAAGAAUAUCAGAGGCUAUGGAUGCUAUGGUGGAAUGCACAUGCGGCCAAGACGUCCACAUGUUGUUCCUUGUUGGCCUAUGCACCUCGAAAGUCAUGUCGUACUAUCUCGAAGCUACGCGACUUGAGUAUCUUAAGAGUACCCAAAAGCCUGGCGACUCAUUCAACACUAAUGAGGAUGAACAUACUCGACCAGAAGAGGAAGAUGACGACGUUGAAGCCAAGAUAAUGUCAGCCCGCAUGGUUCUUGGCGAGCUUCAUCGCAUCCAGCGACUCUUGGCCCGUCUAUCCGAUCGCCUAAAACAGACAGAGCCAAGAAGUGAUCUGCUCAAUGGUUCUGCUGAUUUAGGAGAUUCAUCGAGAAACGAAUUAGAAACUCCAUUCACUCGUUCAAUGCUCGAGCAGCUUGAUUACAGCUUGCGAGCUCAUCUUCGCUACGUGUUUACAUGCAUGUCGCGCGUGGCUCAGCGUGCAUGA